AUGGCAAAUCAAUCGGAUAUCUUAGCCUCAAUUACGGCUAGUUUACAGCAAGCAAUGGAACGAAAAAAACCACUAGAACAAACAGUCAAAUUUGAACUUGAUGGUCAAGUACGUGCUUGUUGUCUAUCAAAACCAGUAACCUAUGCUGAUUUACUUAACUCUAUUGACAAAUUAUUUGGCAAACAUACAUCAUUAUCUAUUGAUAGUAUUCGAUGUGUAUUUUCACGUGAUGAUGCUCUUCGUUUACCAAUAACAAACGAUGAUGAUUUAAAUAAAGUCAUAGCUAUUGUUGAAGCUGGUCGAGCAACGAAACUUAAUUUUUUAUUAACACGAAAAAAAAAUUAUCAUGGUUCUCGAACAAAAUUAAAAAUUAGUACAGAUGAUUUAAGUUCAAUAUCAGAUGAUGGACAGCGAGUUGAAGAUACUGGUAUAGAUUCACCACCACCAGGUACUAUAGCACCACAAAAACGACGUACAACAGUGAAUACAACUAGUAAAUCAACAACAUCAAAAGAUGGUGGACUUUUUAUACCAGAAUUAAGUGAUGAAAUAUAUUCAAGUGGUGGUUCAUCAAUAGCUAGUCGAGAAUCAAGCAGUAGUGAUACAAGUUCAAGACGACGUUUAGCAACUAGUCAAUUACUUAAACGUACAGGAACAGGAUCAACUGCAAGUGGUAGUAGUGCAUUAAGUUCAAGUAGUAAUUCAUCUAAUACAAGUUCCAGUUCAAGUGAAUCAUUUGCUACACAAUGUUCUUGUUCGGGCCAUCAUUAUCAAUCUCCUCAAACACCAUCGAAUUGGAAAUUAGGGCGACAAUUAGGACAAGGCGCAUUUGGUAAAGUUUAUCUUUGUUAUGAUGUUGAUACUGGUAGUGAAUUAGCAAUUAAACAAAUUCCUAUACAUGGACUUAAUUCAGAAUCUUCUCGAGAAGUGAAAAUUCUUGAAUGCGAAAUAAAUAUAUAUAAACAAUUAAAUCAUGAACGUAUUGUUCGAUAUCAUGGUGCAGCAAGAACAGAUGAUUAUUUACAAAUAUUUAUGGAAUAUAUGACUGGUGGAUCAGUACGUGAACAAAUAUUAAAUUAUGGUGCAUUAACAGAACAAUUAACAAAAAAAUAUGUCAAACAAAUUAUUGAUGGUCUUAUAUAUAUACAUAAAAAUCGAUUUGUUCAUCGUGAUAUUAAAUGUGCAAAUAUCUUGAGAGAUAUCUCGGGUAAUAUUAAAUUGGGUGAUUUUGGCACAUCCAGAAGAUUAAUUGCAAUUACGAAUCAAAAUCAACCAGAUUCUGGAACGAUUGGUACAGCUCAUUGGACAGCACCUGAAAUCAUUCAAGGAAGUAUAUUUGGACGUAAAGCAGAUAUUUGGAGUCUCGGUUGUACGAUUGUUGAAAUGUUAACAACGGGUCCUCCAUGGCAAAAUCUUCAACCAAUUGCUGCAAUAUUUCAUAUAGCUACUUGUGAUAAACCACAAUAUGAAUUACCAGAAAAUGUAUCUAAUUCUGCGCGAGAAUUUAUUGAUGCAUGUCUAACAAAAGAUUAUCAUCAACGUCCAACAUCUGAAGAUUUAUUUCAUCAUACAUUUUUAACUGAUAUUCAAAAUCAUCAUCAUCAUCAACCACAGACACAAAGUUCAACUUCUAUAUCAACGAAUUCAACAUCGACAGCAUUUUAA
Molecule: messenger RNA, 1665 nt
Organism: Adineta steineri
Lineage: Eukaryota; Metazoa; Rotifera; Eurotatoria; Adinetida; Adinetidae
Source: the annotation of a GenBank genome assembly